This is a messenger RNA of Penicillium macrosclerotiorum, 2496 nucleotides long. RefSeq lists its product as uncharacterized. The record is from RefSeq and is a predicted model, not a curated record. NCBI's taxonomy places the organism in Eukaryota, Fungi, Ascomycota, Eurotiomycetes, Eurotiales, Aspergillaceae. The coding region runs from base 1 to 2496 and encodes 831 amino acids. The transcript has 2 exons. Gene Ontology annotation, biological process: carbohydrate metabolic process.
AUGAAGACAAUUUCUAUCAUUGCUCUCCUGUUGGUGGGAUGGAAUCCUGUCACAGCUGCUACCCAGUUGACCCAGAGCCUUCAAACACCCAAUACUCCCUUCCAUGAAUUCACGUUGACGCCGGAUUUACCUUACAUCACCCUCGAUUAUGGCGCUGAGGUGGCCGGAUUCCCUACUUUUGAGAUCACCAGUGUCUCUGCUGCAACACAGAUUGAAGUCAAAUACAGCGAGCAGUUUGUUGGGCUGGCUGAGCCCUUCAGUGAUGGUCCCAGCUUGUUCGUGACCGGUCUGGCAAACUCCUUUCGCGUGGAGACCUUCAACAUCACUACUUCGGGAACUUUCAGUUCCGAGCUCUUGCAGGGAGGUCAACGCUGGCAAAGCAUACGCUUGCUUACCCAGAGCCCGGUGAAGUUCCGUUCGGUGUCUUUCAAGUCGUCAGUGGGGACGGUGGCCACUGAAAAUCUUCCUGGCUCUUUUCACUCGUCAAAUGAAUUGUACAAUAAGAUCUGGAGUCUGGGUGCGCGUGCAGUCUCUCUUGCAUGCUUUGAUGAAAGCUCACAGAAGCCAACUUGGAAGGUCUCUCGUGAAGGGGCCAAGGUCUCCAGCAGCCUCCCCAGUUAUUCGUCCUCAACCUAUAACCUCACCGAAUACGACUUGGAAUUUGAUGCUAAGAUUUCUCGAGGGGGUCUCAUUUGGUCUAUUGGCUACAACUUUGGCAUUCGUUCAAGGGGAGGCAUUCUCAUCAAUCUGGCCAGUAGCUAUCCACGAGAGAAAACUUUCGCAAACACAAAUAGGACAAUGUUCCCCCCGUCAACUAUCACUCUUGCCUCUGGAGUGAGCUUUGUCAACCAGACUACUUUGAUUUCUUAUAAGCUGGCUUCGUUCUCGGUCCCAUUCGACGUGCAAGAGGACGUGUGGUACAGGAUCUCAACUACUGUCCGCUCUGGAAAUUUGGCUGUCUCCUUGAAUCAGAUCCAAUUGUUCAAUGUCUCCCUAUCUAAUUACUACGCCGGUGGAUCGUCAAUUUCAACCUCUGGAGCCUUUGGAUUCGGCACUUGGCAAGACCAAUCUGCCUACUUUUCCAGAGUUUCCGCCCGGGAUAGAUCUGGCAAGCUGAUUUACCACAAUUCCAUGACAGAUCCUACCACCGUUCUCCCCGAGUAUGGUCAGCAUGCCAACUAUUUCCCAGUCUGCGUGGAUGGCGCAAAACGCGAUCGCUUGGCCUGGCUUGGAGACUUCCUGCAUACCACAAGAAUUAUCGGAGUGACAACCAACCGCAACGAUCAUAUUACCGGUACUUUUAAGCUGUUUCUGAGCGACCAAAUUUCUACUGGCCAGCUGCCCUUGGCACCAUCGCUUGGCUACUCGCCAGACACCGACCCCAAGGCAUUCGCCGUCAACGGUAUCGCAUAUCUACUUCCAGACUAUCACAUCCUCGGCCUUAUGUCAUUUGUUUCCUAUAUGGAGCAAUCUAAUGACACACAGUUUGCCCUGGAACACUGGACUAAGUGGAAAGCUGCUGUCAACUGGCUUGCAUCCUAUCGUAGCACCUCUACUGGACUCAUUGACUUUUCAAUGUUUGGCACUGCUUUCCUGGGUCCGACGAGUGGCUCAGCCGUGAAUGCCGCCUCGGUAGAGGCCUUUAAGGGCAUGGCCUCGGUUGCAUCAGCCGUGGGAGACAUCUCGUCAACAAAAAGAUGGACUGCCUUCGCCCGAUCCCUGGAAGUAGCUCUCAAUUCCAAGAUGUGGAGUGAAGCCCAUGGUGUCUACUCUUUGCAGACAUCCGACCCUGGAAACUUCUCUGUUGCUGCUCUCGGAUUCGCCAUCACCUCUGGAUCAGCUAACAAAUCCCAAAUAAAUCGCGCCCUAUCUCAUUUGCCUAGUCUCAAGCUGGGGCCAGGAUAUCGUGACUCAAGUCUGGUCGCCUCAACUGAUUCAAGUGCCAACCUGUCGCCGAACACGAACGGUUUCCUUCUCACUGCUUUGCUACAGCAAAAGCGAGCGGUGCCUGCAGCAUUCCUGUUUGAAAAUCUAUGGGGCGCGAUGAUUGCCAACGACACUACUAAAUCUGGUGCUAGCUGGGAGUAUGUCAACCAGAAGUCCGAGCCAGGCUUGGGACAGUACACUUCUCUGAGCCAUCCAUGGGGUGGAGCAGCCACAUACGCACUUACGAAAUAUGUGGCUGGUAUCCGGCCGCUGAGCUUUGGGUAUAAAUCAUGGGUAGUGGAACCGGCCUACGCAGGUUUCGGGUUAGAUGCAGUCAAUGCCACCGUUCCGACACCUCACGGUCCCAUCAGCGUUGCCUGGACCGUGCAAAACAGCGUGGUCACAAUUAGCCUCGAUGCUCCGGUAGAAACAACCGGAAAGCUAAUUUUGAACAAGGAGUGGGCAUGUCCGGGAGACUUCGUAUCCUACGAUUGUGAUAAAGUGAAGGACUUUGUCCAUGUGAUUGAAGGGGGAAAGGUUCAGUAUUUCACUCACAGCAUGAAGUUGUAA